Punctularia strigosozonata HHB-11173 SS5 is the source of this 1149-nucleotide messenger RNA. RefSeq lists its product as uncharacterized. The coding region runs from base 1 to 1149 and encodes 382 amino acids. Lineage: Eukaryota; Fungi; Basidiomycota; Agaricomycetes; Corticiales; Punctulariaceae. Gene Ontology annotation, biological process: phosphorylation. The transcript is spliced from 6 exons. Gene Ontology annotation, molecular function: phosphotransferase activity, carboxyl group as acceptor; kinase activity. The record is from RefSeq and is a predicted model, not a curated record.
AUGUCCCAUUCUAUAGAGAUUCUCUUGUUCCUUGCUCCAUCCAAGACCGAAGACACAUCGCACGGCUCUCAGCAGGAGAAGGAUGAAGUCGGCAAGAAAGAGCGCUCGUCGCGAACACCGUCACCAAUUGCUAUGCUCGAGCCCGAACUGGAUAGACCCACCGGCGCCGCCCUGGCAGCCUCGCUCAAAUCUCUGCCAAACGCCCGCUCGUUCGACGACUUCGACACAACCUUCCGGUACGCUCUUCGUCCGCGCGUAGCCUCUAACCCAGUCAACUCCUCCUUCGCGCGCCAACGCAUCCUAAAAGUACAUCAUCCGUACCGUCUCCACCACGUUCGCAAACCCACGUCCCAAGUAUCCGUCGUCGCCUUUUACCUCGGCUUCAGCGCCUCCACCUGCCCCAUCCAGGCCGACCGUUCCAUCAACAUCUCUGUGGGCCUUAUCCCGUCCCACGGCCUCGGGGCCGCGAUGCACCUGAGCCUGAUCUUCCGUUACACCAACACCGCCGGUCGCAUGUCCCACGAUCCCGCGCACGCGACGAACGUGGACGUGUCCGAGGCGAAGGGGAUCAUGAACAAGAAGAACGGGUGGUACGCUCGAUCUCAGAGGUGUCGCGAAACGGUGCACGACCGAGGAGAAGUUGGCCUUCGACCUGCCGGUGGAGAAGUCUCGACACGUUCGUCAUCGCGGAGAGAAGUGGGUAGAGGGCUCGGCGACCCCGUUGAACGUGUAGAUGGCGUCGGCGAUCUGACACUACAGGAGGGCCAACGCGAUCUCGAGCAACGGAUGUCCGGCCUGAACGGGGCGCGACGUACUUGGAAGUUUGCGCGAGGCGUCGGCGCUGUGCGCCCGACACCGCAGAGGUCGCUGUCAAGGUUGGAGAAUGCGGAGAAGCGCCGAUGGGGCUGUGUGGCGGUCGGUGACCCUCUCGUUCGAAUUCUCGCCCAACGCCACCAGCCGGGAGGAGGGGACGACGACAAGUCGAUGAUGUUGUGUAACCACACAUCGAGAUACCAUGUCGCGGCGGCGGCGAUGCGGGGCAGGGCGAGGGUGAACCCGAAGGUGGCCGUCGACGCGCUCAAGACGGUGAGCUACGUGCUGCACCUGGCGCAGAAGGACAGCGACUAUCUUGAACACGAGCCAAGGUAA